This is a messenger RNA of Solea solea (common sole), 1402 nucleotides long. RefSeq names its product RAB3D, member RAS oncogene family, a (gene rab3da). The coding region runs from base 131 to 790 and encodes 219 amino acids. The transcript is spliced from 5 exons. Gene Ontology annotation, molecular function: GTP binding; GTPase activity. Gene Ontology annotation, cellular component: plasma membrane; endosome; synaptic vesicle. Gene Ontology annotation, biological process: regulation of exocytosis; protein localization to plasma membrane; protein secretion. NCBI's taxonomy places the organism in Eukaryota, Metazoa, Chordata, Actinopteri, Pleuronectiformes, Soleidae. The record is from RefSeq and is a predicted model, not a curated record.
UCACGGUGGCUACCCCCAGUGACAGGCACAUGCACAACAGCCUGGAUAUCAGGGAAUAGGAGCUUCCGACAUCAGCGCACACCCAUCCAACGGCGCAAGGGACUGAAGAAGCGCACAGACUUCAUCCAAGAUGGCGUUAGCCAGAGAUUCGGGGACAAGCACGGACCAGAAGGAUGCAGCUGACCAAAACUUUGACUACAUGUUCAAGCUGCUGAUCAUCGGCAACAGCAGCGUGGGCAAGACCUCCUUCCUGUUCCGCUACGCAGACAACUCCUUCACUUCAGCCUUUGUCAGCACAGUGGGCAUUGAUUUCAAAGUGAAAACUAUCUACAGGAACGAAAAGAGGGUCAAACUACAGAUCUGGGACACGGCCGGGCAGGAGCGUUACCGGACCAUCACCACUGCGUAUUACAGAGGAGCCAUGGGAUUCCUGCUUAUGUAUGAUAUCACGAGCCAAGAGUCGUUCUGCGCCGUUCAGGACUGGGCAACUCAGAUCAAGACGUACUCGUGGGACAACGCUCAGGUCGUGCUGGUCGGCAAUAAGCUGGACUUGCAAGAAGACAGGCAGGUGCCAACUGAGGACGCCCAGAGACUGGCUACAGAGCUUGGCUUCCAGUUCUUCGAGGCCAGCGCCAAAGACAACAUCAACGUGAAGCACGUCUUUGAGAAGCUGGUGGACAUCAUCUGUGAGAAGAUGAACGACGGCAUGAACGGUGACGCCGGUCUGUCGGCCACUUCCAAGGGGGAUGGGCUGAAGGACACGCCCAGCCAGGGUGGCUGCGCAUGCUGAGAGCUGAUGAUGGAAUUUCAUUGACUGCUGUUCCACAUCUACUCUCACACACACACACACACACACAAUUAAUUGCCAAAAAACCUGUCAUUGUGAAGAUACUGCAAUAUGAAAGCUUGAUUUUUCAGAUUUUUUCUGUUGUUGUUGUUGCCGUCUCUCAUCUUGGCGGCGUCUCCAGUGCUUCCGCAUCAUUUGAGUGUGACUGUUACACUGAGAUGUCAGAGAGCUGUGUUUAGCAGCGGUGCCUUCUGCCCUACGCCUUUACUCUUUUAUUUCUUGCUGAGCAGGUGAGUGAGUGAGUGAGUGUACACCUGUUGCAGGGGAGGGAUGUGUACUAAAGGAGGCAUGAACCAAAAUCUGCAAUUUACUUGUGUCUUGCUGCCCCCUUGUGGGCGUCACCUAAAAAUGCUUCACUCCUUGCCCACACUUUAUGUCAAUUCCUGGUCUCUGUGUUUAAAUCAGUGUUUUAGAGGGAUGUUGUUGUUUUAUUUUAAUUUAUACUUUUUUUUCUUUUUUGUACUUGUGUUAUGGUUAAUGCUGGUCCAUUGUUUCCUUUUGCCAGGUGUAUUCUGUCAGUCUAUAAAAGUUUAAAUUAAAAGACUUGGAUCAAUA